Drosophila bipectinata is the source of this 5362-nucleotide messenger RNA. It is a transcript of the gene ovo, whose product is annotated as transcriptional regulator ovo. Gene Ontology annotation, cellular component: nucleus. NCBI's taxonomy places the organism in Eukaryota, Metazoa, Arthropoda, Insecta, Diptera, Drosophilidae. The record is from RefSeq and is a predicted model, not a curated record. Gene Ontology annotation, biological process: epidermal cell differentiation; regulation of transcription by RNA polymerase II. Gene Ontology annotation, molecular function: RNA polymerase II cis-regulatory region sequence-specific DNA binding; DNA-binding transcription factor activity, RNA polymerase II-specific.
ACAAAAAGGAUAUAUACAAAAAUAAUAUAUAGAAAAUCCUCAAAAAAAAUCAAACAACAAAAUAAAAAGAAAAACGCGUGUCGCCGUCGUGUUUCGUCGUUUUCGUUCAACGCGUUUCGAAAAUCCGUCUAUCUUUCGGUUGAUUAUUUCGGAAAUCGUAAUCCAUCAUGCCGAAGAUAUUCUUGAUCAAAAAUCGCCUGCACCAGCAGCAACAGCGCCUUUUGGAAUCCCAGAACUUGCUGCAGCACAAGAGCCAGGAUGACGAACGGUGUUUGGUGCCGCCCUUGAGUCCCAGUCCCAGCGGAAGUCCCAGUGGCAGUGGCAGUAGGAGUGGCAGCGCCCCCUCACCACCCCUUCCACAUCCGUCACAGCCCGAGCCGCAAGGUCAGGCGGAAAAGCCGCAACCAAAUCAGGAUCAACAGCCGCUGAGUUUGACGCGAAAACGUUUCCAUCAUCGUCGUCAUUAUUUCGGACAAUCGCGUCACAGUCUCCCCGAUAAUGGAGCUCCAACUCAAAAUCAAAAUCAAAGUUCUUCGGAAUUGGAAGUCGAUGGCAGCUCUGCGGGUCAAGUUCAAAAUGAAAUUGUCGCUGCAGAAUUGCUACUGCGCUUGAGCAGCCCCAACACCGUACCCACCACCACCACCACCACCAAUAGUAGCUUAUCUACCAAUACCGCCACUACCACCUCCGUUUUAGCCACAAAAGACUGCCCCGAUGAUCUAGAUACAACAACAACAACAACACCAAUAACACCUAAAAUAGUUGAAACAAUAGCCCCAACACCGACAGCAACAGCAACAACAACCACAAGCAUACCAAAGCAGCCACAAGAGGAAGAGGAAGAAGAAGAAGCAGCAACCCUAGAAGCAGCGCCGUCAGCAGUGACAGCGCUAGAUGCAGAGAAAGAGAGGAAGCAGCACGAAGAAGCUGAAGCAGAGGCCGAGGUCGAGGUCGAGGAGGACGAAGAGGACGACGAAGUGGAUGUGGGUGUAGAAGCGCCCCGUCCCCGUUUGGUACUCACCCAGGCCCAGCGCAAAGAGUAUCCCCUACCGGCGCUGCCCCAGGCACAUCCCCUCUCACUCACCACCACCGCCGCCCGCUCACCCGUUUCGGAUUCGCUGAGCGACUCAGACACGGACUCCGAUUCCGAUGGCGGCUGCAAGCUAAUCGUGGACGAGAAGCCCCCACUGCCCGUGGACAAGCCGUUGUCGCUGCGCCUGCGCAGCACGCCGCCACCGGCCGAGAAGCGUCCGAGUCCGCCGCCGCCGCGCGAUCCGGCGCCCGCCGUUCGUUGCAGCGUCAUCCAGCGUGCACCGCAAUCGCACCACAUCCCGACCACACCGAUCUCGCGCGGUUUCCCCCUCGACCAGUUCGGACCGGAGCAACAGGAGCCGAUCGAUUACCACGUGCCGAAGCGGCGAAGUCCCUCCUACGACUCGGAGGAGGAGCUGAACACCAGGCGGCUGGAGCGAGCGCGUCAGGUGCGCGAGGCACGCCGUAGAAGCACCAUCCUUGCGGCCCGGGUACUCCUGGCCCAGUCACAGCGCCUGAAUCCCCGAUUGGUGCGCUCACUGCCCGGCAUUCUGGCCGCUGCAGCCGGACACGGUCGCAGCAGCAGUUCGAACGGUGCCGCCGGCCAGGGAUUCCAGUCCUCUGGUUUCGGUAGCAAUAACAGCUCCGGCGCCGGUUCCGGCAGUGGUCAGAACGCCGGCAGUGGUGCAGGAUCGCCGGGAGCCGGCGGUUUUGGCAGCGGAGCCGGAGGCGGGGGCAUGGGCGGCGGUCGCGACGGGCGUGGCAACUACGGACCCAACUCACCGCCCACGGGAGCACUGCCUCCGUUCUACGAGAGCCUGAAGGGCGGCCAGCAGAGCACGGCCAGCAAUAAUACUGGCCAGAGUCCGGGCAACCAUCAUUCGCACUUCAACGGCAAUCCGGCCAACUUCUUGUCGCUCCAGAACGCCGCAGCAGCAGCGUACAUCAUGUCAGCCGGCGGUGGAGGCGGAGGAGCUGGAUCGGGAGCAGGAGCAGGACCAGGUGCAGGUGGCGCCGGCGGUGGAGGUGGCGGAGGAGCCGGAGGUGGUGGUCCUGGCGGUGGUAAUGGUGGCUAUAUGAAUUGUGGUGGUGGUUCGGCCCCCGGAAUCGGUGGCAACCAGAACCUCGACGGUAAUAAUCUUUUGAACUUUGCCAGUGUUUCCAACUAUAACGACUCCAAUUCCAAAUUCCAUAAUCAUUCCAAUUCACAAUCCUCGAUGAUGGCGCAUCCCUUUUACGGUGGCAAUCCCUCAGCCUACGGCAUCAUCCUCAAGGACGAGUCGGACAUCGAGUACGACGAGGCCAAGAUCGAUAUAGGUACCUUUGCGCAGAACAUCAUCCAGGCGACGAUGGGCAGCACCGGGCAGUUCAAUGCCAGUGCCUACGAGGACGCCAUCAUGUCCGAUCUGGCCAGUUCGGGUCAGUGCCCGAACGGAGCGGUUGAUCCGCUCCAGUUCACGGCCACUCUGAUGCUCAGUUCCCAGACGGAUCACCUGCUGGAGCAGCUGUCGGAUGCCGUGGAUCUGAGUUCCUUUCUGCAGCGCAGCUGUGUGGACGAUGAGGUCUCCACCAGUCCCCGGCAGGACUUUGAGCUGGUCUCCACGCCGUCCCUGACUCCCGAUUCGGUGUCUGUGACGCCGGUGGAGCAGCACGGCGGCAGCAACACCACCCAGUUGGAUGCCUUGCACGAGAAUCUCCUCAAGCAGCUGACCCACAACAUGGCCAGGAAUACCAGCAGCCAGCAACAGCAGCCGCAGCACGUGCAGCAACAUGUCCCACAGCAGCACAGUGUCCAGCAGCAACAUGGUGUACCGCAGCAGCAGCAGCAGCACAAUGUCCAGCAGCAGCACGUCCAGCAGCAGCAACAGCAGCCGCCGCCGCCCUCGUACCAGCACGCCACCCGUGGCCUGAUGAUGCACCAGCAGCCGCAGCACGGCGGCUACCAGCAGCAGGCCGCCCUGAUGUCGCAGCAGCAGCAGCAGUUGCUCAGCCAGCAGCAACAGUCGCACCACCAGCAGCAACAUGCCGCCUAUCAGCAACAGCAGCAACAUAACCUCUACGCCCAGCAACAGCAGCAGCAGCAACACCACCAUCAGCAGCAGCAGCAGCAACACCAUUUCCACCACCAGCAACAGCAGCAGCAACAGUCGCACCACUCGCACCAUCAUGCCCAUCACGACAACAGCAACAUGUCGCUGCCGUCACCGACGGCGGCAGCUGCUGCGGCUGCGGCGGCUGCUGCUGCUGCCGCUGCUGCGGCCGCUCACCUGCAACGGCCGAUGAGCAGCAGCAGCAGCUCGGCCGGCACGAAUAGCAGCAACAGCAGCAGCAGCGCCAGCAACCUCGACCCGAAUGCCGCCGCCGCGGCAGCAGCCGCCCUCCUGGACACCAAGCCGUUGAUCCAAAGCGUAAGUUGCUCCUCCCUACCCACACAGCCGAACCAAUUUCAGUCACAGCACCAGAAUCAGAGCAAACAGCAGCCACAGCCAGUCCAGUACCAGGAGCAGCAACAGGUAUCCUUGCCGCCAUUGAAGCAUCUCACUGUCUUGAAAACCAGCACCAGGAACACCACCCAGUUCGGGGAUGUGGUGGCCGGCGGCGACUGUCUGGUGAUCAAGCCCGAACCAGAGUCCGAACAGAAGACAGAGCUAACGAAGAUGACCACCGUGGAGUGGCCGAUAAAGGUGGAGAUGCCUCCGGUGGCGGCCAACGCCACAGUAACCUCGGUGGCCAGCGAAGUCUCGCCGCCAGUUGCCGUCAUCAUGCCCACUGGGGUGGCAGGUGGCACCCGAAAGAUGCGCGGUCGCAUCAAAGCGGUGGAAUAUGGCUCCGCCACUGUGACCAUGGUGUCCAAUUUUAAGGCAUCGCCCGAGGUGCCGGCCACGAGGACGGUGCACCGCACCACACUCCGAUCCCUGGCCUCGGCGGCGGCGGCCACGGCAGCAGGAUUGCUGGCGCCAUCGCCGAGCGUCUCGGUCCUGAACGAAAGCAAGCUAUUGCAGCGGCGCUUGGGCUUGCCACCGGAUCUACAGCUGGAGUUUGUGAACGGGGGGCAUGGCAUCAAGAACCCUCUGGCAGUGGAGAACUCCCAUGGUGGCCAUCACCGUAUCCGCAAUAUCGAUUGCAUUGAUGAUCUCAGCAAGCACGGCCACCACUCCCAGCAGCAGCAGCAACAGCAACAGCAGCAGCAGCAGGGCUCCCCGCAACACCAGCAGCAGAGUAUGCAACAGUCGCAGGUGUCCCAGCAGCAGCAGCAACAGCAAUCCCUGCAACAGCAGCAGCACAACCAUCAGCAUCACAGCAACAGCAGCGCCAGCAGCAAUGCCAGCAGUCAUGGCUCCGCGGAGGCCCUGUGCCUGGGCUCCGGAUCGGGCUCGGGAGCGGCCAACGAUGAGUCGGGCAACAACAAGUUCGUGUGCCGUGUCUGCAUGAAGACGUUCUCGCUGCAGCGGCUGCUCAACCGGCACAUGAAGUGCCACUCGGACAUCAAGCGGUAUCUGUGCACGUUCUGCGGCAAGGGCUUCAACGACACCUUUGACCUCAAGCGGCACACACGCACCCACACCGGCGUCCGGCCCUACAAGUGCAACCUGUGCGAGAAGAGCUUCACGCAGCGCUGCUCCCUGGAGUCGCACUGCCAGAAGGUGCACAGCGUCCAGCAUCAGUAUGCGUACAAGGAGCGCAGAGCCAAGAUGUAUGUGUGCGAGGAGUGCGGUCAUACCACCUGCGAACCGGAGGUGCACUACCUCCAUCUGAAGGACAACCAUCCCUUCUCGCCGGCGCUCCUCAAGUUCUACGACAAGCGGCACUUCAAGUUCACCAACUCGCAGUUCGCCAACAACCUGCUCGGCCAACUGCCCAUGCCGGUCCACAACUAGGAUGUGUCCCCAUUUGUCCCCCGAGAGCCUUAGGAUACAGAUCCUACUAGAUAGUAUGCGAAAUAAUUGUGACUUUGAAGUUUUUUGAAAACUGCCUCCCCCCCCCCCCCACCCCCCGCGAAGAAGGUAAACCCUGCCCGGUAAACGGAAACGGAAACGGAAUUUUUGGAGAUUAUGAUUAUGUAUAUUUUUGCCUAGCUUUUUAAGGAAUUUAUCGUUAUCGAAAUUAUAUAUAUAUAUAUAUAUAUAUCGCGAUAUACAUCAUUGCUAGCCCCAGCCCACACACUCACACACACACACACACUCACAACGCGUUCAAGGAGCUUGCUUUUUGAUCCUUAAUCCUUAAUGUUUUGUAGUAAAUCUUGAAUUUUACGUUUAUUGAUUUUUUUUCUUUUUUAUAUAAGAACUGCUUUCUUAGUCAAAAAAUUUUCGUUUAUUAUUUAAGAUAU